Molecule: messenger RNA, 3006 nt
Organism: Pygocentrus nattereri (red-bellied piranha)
Lineage: Eukaryota; Metazoa; Chordata; Actinopteri; Characiformes; Serrasalmidae
Product: protocadherin gamma-C5-like
Exons: 1
Coding region: 215-2719 (834 amino acids)
Biological process (GO): homophilic cell-cell adhesion
Cellular component (GO): plasma membrane
Molecular function (GO): calcium ion binding
Source: RefSeq, a predicted model, not a curated record
GGCGCGCUGUGAGCCAAUAGGAGGCCAGUACAGCACAAAGAGAUCCACUCCCUCCCCUUUCCAUUGUGUCAUUCCUCUCACAAGAGGAGCUUCAGCCCGCAGCGUCGGACGCGCACAGAUUCAGUCUUUCUGUCGACCAACAGACAAAGGAUUUCACUGGCUUUGAAAUGAUUUACUCGCUGUUAUAUCGCGCGAUGCAUGUCGGAUCUACAACAUGGAGAUUAUGAUGAGAAAAAUGCGCAGAAAAUGGUGGAUUGCCGGGCUGCUUCAGGCUCUUGCUGUGUGGAAUAUAAUCGAGGCACAGAUUCGCUACACCAUCCCAGAGGAGCUGAAUGAGGGCACUGUGGUGGGAAACAUCGCCAAAGACCUGGAUUUGAAAUUGUCUGAGGUUUUUGAACGGAAUUUGCGGAUCGCCUCCGAGUCUGGUAAGCAGUAUUUCGGCGUGGAUUCAGCCAAAGGUGAGCUGGUGGUGAGUGAGAGAAUCGACAGAGAGACGUUAUGCAGCCAAAGCGCCACUUGCCUCCUUCCGUUAGAGGCUAUUGUAGAAAAUCCAUUACAGCUGUAUCGUGUCGAAAUCGAGAUUCAGGACAUUAAUGACAAUUCGCCCGUUUUCCAAAACAAUGAGAAGGUUUUAAACAUAGCUGAGUCAACAGCACCUGGUGCAAGAUUUCGGUUAGAAGCUGCACAAGAUCCUGAUGUUGGGUCGAAUUCACUGCGGACUUACACACUCAGUAAAAACGAGCACUUUGUGUUGGAUAUAAAAACAGAAAAGGAUGGAACUAAGGUUCCUCAGCUUGUUUUACAAACGUCUUUGGACAGAGAGAAACAACCAACUCUCGGUCUACUGCUUACUGCUCUAGAUGGAGGAAAACCUGCCAGAACUGGCACAGCAGAAAUCACUGUUCGCGUGCUUGAUAAUAAUGACAAUGCACCAGUUUUUGAAAAAGCUCAGUAUGACGUACAAAUUGUUGAAAACACACCAACAGGAGCGGUAGUUAUAUCUGUCAAAGCUCUGGAUCGAGAUGAGGGUGCUAAUGGUGAAAUUAUUUAUUCAUUCGCACCACAUACAUCUGAAUUAAUACAGAAUUUGCUUUCUAUUGACUCUCUCACUGGAGACAUUAAAGUGAAAAGUAAUGUAGAUUACGAGGCGGCCAGCUCCUUCAAGUUUGAUAUUGUGGCCACAGAUAAAGGUAUUCCACCGAUGGAGGGCGUCUGUAGCAUAACUGUAGAAGUUUUGGAUAUGAACGAUAACGCUCCAGAAAUAGUCUUAAAGUCUCUGCCCAGUCCUGUGCGUGAAGACGCUCCAGUUGGAACAGUUGUGGCUUUGAUAAGCGCCAAAGAUUUAGACACAGGAGAGAACGGCAGAGUCAGUCUGACUUUAUUACCAGGCGCUCCUUUUACAUUAAAACCCUCAAUUUCCAAUCAUUAUACACUAAUUACAGACCAGAAACUGGACAGAGAGUCUCACGCUGUGUAUAAUGUUGUUAUAGUAGCUGCUGAUUCUGGAUCUCCUCAGCUCACAUCUAAGCAGGAGAUCGUCGUCAGUGUUUUAGAUGUAAAUGAUAACCCGCCUAUUUUCACUCAGCCGUUUUACUCUGUUUACGUGAAGGAGAACAGCGCUGCUGGUUCCAUAUUGUGUUCAGUUUCAGCUUCUGAUCCAGAUCAGGGAGAAAAUGCCAAAGUGUCGUAUUCAGUAUUAGAUUCUAGAGUUCUCGACACUCCAGUCUCAUCUUAUAUCUACAUAAACUCCGAUAACGGCAGCAUCUACACCAUGCACUCCUUCGACUACGAGAAAAUGAAAGUGUUCCAGAUCCAAGUUCAGGCGAAAGAUCACGGCUCUCCGUCUCUGAGCAGCAACGCCACAGUUCAUGUGUUCAUUCUGGACCAGAACGACAAUGCCCCCGCGGUCAUUUACCCCUCUGCAGUCAUGGGCUCCGCCUCUCAUCAGAGGAUGCCCCGCUCCGCUAAAGCAGGACACCUCGUCACUAAGGUCACGGCAGUGGACGCUGACUCGGGCCAUAACGCCUGGAUCUCCUAUCGGCUCGCGGAGGCCGCGGACGCGUCUCUGUUCAGCGUCAAUCUGCACACAGGAGAGGUGAGGACUAAGCGCUCCGUGUCCGAGCAGGAUGACUCCUCUCAGAGGCUGCUGAUAGAGAUCAAGGACAACGGAGAGCCCGUGCAGUCCACCACGGUCACCGUGGACGUGCUGAUAGAGGACGGCUUUCAUGAGCCCGUCUCAGACUACCGCAAGAAAAGCGCGGAGGUCAGUAAGAAAAGCGGGAAAAUCACUCUGUACCUGAUCAUCUCUCUCGCUUCUGUUUCGCUGCUGUGUUUGAUGACGUUCUUCAUCUUGCUGGUGAAAUGCGCUCGAGGCAGUAGAGGCAGCUCGAGCUGCUGUAUCAGGCGGAGCGAGUCUGGAUAUAAAAACCCCAACAGAAACCUGCAGAUCCAGCUCAACACUGACGGCCCCAUUAAGUAUGUGGAGGUGCUGGGAGGAGACAUGAUGUCUCAGAGUCAGUCGUUCGGCUCCUAUCUCUCUCCAAUGUCCGAGUUCAGUGAUUUCACCCUCGUUAAGCCCAGCAGCACCACUGACUUCACAGACACGCUCAACGUGCUGGAUGCGUCCUUACCUGACAGCACGUGGAAGUUCGAGAGUCAGCAGGUGGGUGCUUUUUUUGAAAUAUCAGUCUGGAGCAUGUUUGCUUAUCAUCAUUGUUAACAGGUGUAUUUAUCCUGUCGUUAGUGGCGCUUUUAUAAGCUUAAACGUGAAGUUUUUAUGCGUUGCUCGACUGCAUUGUUCUAUUUAGGUCUUUUCACGUCAGGGCAGAUGGUUUUCGCCUAAUUUUUGCCUCUUAUUUUCCUUCACAAUUCGUAAAUUUUCCAUGAGACUCUGAAACUAUUUCAAAUUGAUCUGUCCAUGCUCCUCCCACAUAUGCCUUAAUUCACCCACUGUUGCGAAAUUGGAAAAUCUUAGUGAAACUCUGACAGUUAUCCCAUUCAUAUCCA